Alternaria rosae is the source of this 389-nucleotide messenger RNA. RefSeq lists its product as uncharacterized. The transcript has 2 exons. The annotation marks the transcript as partial. The record is from RefSeq and is a predicted model, not a curated record. NCBI's taxonomy places the organism in Eukaryota, Fungi, Ascomycota, Dothideomycetes, Pleosporales, Pleosporaceae.
ACCAUGAGACUUUCCUGGGCGCUCUUUGUUUCUGGUAUUUGUGCUAAAGUUUACGGCGGAGAUACGCAACAAGUCUUUGGCAGCUCUCUAGAACUUGCUGGGACGUCGUUUACUUGCGAGAAUGGAGUAACGCCAUCAAUCACUUGUUCGGACCCGUCGCAGCACGAACACAGCUGCUCGUGCGCCUGUACGAACGGCCUCAAAUUCGAACAAUCCCUUCCAUUCUCCUCUUUCCAGCCCGGUGGAAGCGGCAGCAACCUUUCUCCCGAUGCCUGCCAGGCCGCUAAUGAAGAACUUCUCACACGCGAGCAAAACUUGAUAAAUCAACUUCGCCUCAAAGAAGAAGAGCUCCUCCGGCGCGAGCAGGAGUUUUCAGCAGAAUUGAGCAC